This is a messenger RNA of Verticillium dahliae VdLs.17, 399 nucleotides long. RefSeq lists its product as uncharacterized. Bases 1 to 399 code for a protein of 132 amino acids. The record is from RefSeq and is a predicted model, not a curated record. Lineage: Eukaryota; Fungi; Ascomycota; Sordariomycetes; Glomerellales; Plectosphaerellaceae. The transcript has 2 exons.
AUGCGCGGUCCCUGUCCAGGCCAUUCUUCAAGGCCAUUCUUCAAGGCCAUCGGACAGGUCAGGGACAAGUCAGGUAGGGUCCAGCAGCAGGGUCAACAACGACUCGUCAACGUCGGCAUGGCAAAAUGCUACCUCUCUUUCCGCACUCUCGUUGCGUCCCACUCCGCGGCACCGCGAGUCUGGGAGAUGAAGAAUGUUGCGGGUUCGUCGGAGCCGGGCCAGACGCCGCUGAGGGGGUUGCUACACCUGCUGGCCGCACUGGUUGUAGUGCAGGUGCGGGGACCGCGGCUUUUAGGCAGGUUGUACAUGUACUUGUAUCGCCGUCAGUGGGUGAAAGGAAUGCUUGCAGAAACCAUGGUUGGGGUUUUUGCCGUCAUGCGGACGCCACGGAGUCUUUGA